Molecule: messenger RNA, 3318 nt
Organism: Closterium sp. Naga37s-1
Lineage: Eukaryota; Viridiplantae; Streptophyta; Zygnematophyceae; Desmidiales; Closteriaceae
Source: the annotation of a GenBank genome assembly
AUGGUUCAGCGCGCGUCGACCGGAUCGCGGCAGCUGAAAGUCAACCCAGUCAACGAUCCAGGUGUGGCUGAAACCGCGACAACCCCCACGGGAAGUCAAGAGAAAAAGAAAGGGAUUUCGUUCCUUGGCGGUCUAAGCUUUAAAACCACCGCAUCAACAGAUAAGGCCGUGGCGGCCACUUUAAGGACUUAUCCCGACCUAAAGCCGUGCAUUGUGAAAGGUAACAAACCGCGGCGCCGGCAACGAGAUUCAUCGGAACCCAGAAGAAAGGUUACGUUCAACGAAAAAAUUGAGGUCGCGGUGUGGGAGGUGGAGGAGGAGGAAAAUGUCACAGAAUCCAAAUCGGCGAAUAAAGGACGUGGAUUUUUCUUAUCCAAGGUGCUGACUGGUGCAGCAAGCAGUCUGCUAUCGCAGGGGUCGAAGAAACCGCUUCCCAAGGAUCUGCCGCUUCAGAUUGCACCUAAGAAGAAAAAGGGCGAAGCGGGGAAGGCGGGGAAGGCGGGGAAGGAUCAAGCGGCGUCGGGUGAGGUGAAGUCGGCGAAAGCGCGCCCAGCCCCUGGUGCGAAGCGCGCUACUCCGCCCGUCGCGGGUGCCAAACCCAAAGCUGCAGGCGUAAGACCUGGCCCUCCUGCGCAGAGACCGCGGCCGGCGGGCGCGGAUGCGCCAGGGAUGGGGGAGAGGCGGAUGCGGCCGCCUCCGCCUGCCGGCAGCUGUGCCGGCGACGGCGGGCCCCGGGGCCCCCCUCGCGCUGGCGCUGGACGCGGGCAGGCGGCAGCGGAGAGGCCGGCGGAAGGACGGCAAAGGGAUCGGGGGGAGAUGCGGGGAAACGUGGCCGGGCCGGGGCAACCGGCGGGGGGUCCACGGGACAUGGCGCAGCAAGGGGGUCAGCAGCAGUGGGGCGGGAGUGGCGGAGGGAUGGGCACGCAAGGAGCGAGCAUGAGCGGGCAGGGGGGCAUGGGCGGACAGGGGAUGGGGAUGAUGGGGCAGGGGAUGAUGGGGGGAGGGGGAAUGCCUGUCGGAGGACCGCCGAUGGGGAUGCAGAUGCAAGGAGGUAUGGGGACGGGGAACCAAGGCAUGGGCAUGGGCGGCCCAGGUAUGGGCAUGGCCGGGCAGCCAAUCGGCGCGCAGUACGGAUAUGAUGCGAAUCAGAAUGCGAUGGGCAUGGAUAUGGCAGGCGGCGGAGGGUAUGGUCACCAAUGGGCGGGGGGCGCGGGGAACGCGGGGAGCGGCGGCGAGUGGGAGUAUGAGCAGGAGGGGGAGUGGGGGGAGGUGGAAGGGGAGGAAUACGAGGAUGAAGAGGAGGAGCUUGAGGAUGGGGAGGAUUAUGAGGAGGAGGAGGAGGAAGAGGAGGAAGAUGAUGAAGAAGAGGAGGAGGAGGAAGAGGAUGAGGAAGAAGAGGAGGAAGAAGAUGAGGAGGAAGAGGGGGAGGAGGAGGAAGAGGAGGGGGAGGAUGAGGAGGGUGAGGAGGAGGAAGAGGAGAGCGGUGCUAAUUGGUCGCACGCUGGGGGUGGUUACCAGCAGGGGCAAAUGGGGAUGCCUGGGGGGCCGAUGGGGGGGGGGAUGGGGAUGCAGCAGCAGGGCAUGCCGAUGCAUGUUAACAACCCCAACCAGGGGGCAUCUAUGCCUGUCGGCUUUGGGGGUCCUCCUGGCAUGAUGCCCCCCCCUCAGGGGUACUCGAACGCGAUGCCCCCAGGUUCUGGGCCUAAUUACCCUGGCUUCCAACCCGCUCGUGGGUACCCCCAGCAGGCGCAGAUGGGGGGCAUGGCGGAUGAUCUCUAUGGCGGAGGGAAUGGGGGCGGCGGAGGGAUGUGGGGGCCGCAGAUGGGGGGAAUGCCGCCCCAGGGCGGGGGGAUGGGGCCUGGGGGCGCGGUGGGGGCGGUUGACGACGAUUUGUACGGGGGCAGGGGGAGCUGGGGCGGGCAGCAGGACAUGGGCGGAAUGCAAGGGGGGAUGCAGGGCGGAAUGCAGGGGGGGAUGCAAGGGGGAAUGCAGGGCGGAUGGCAGGGGCAGCAAGGUGGAGGGGGAGGCAAUUGGGGGAGGCCGGGUUGGGGAGGCGGGGGAGACAUGGCCGGCGGAGAGCAGGGAGGAGUGAAGCUGGAGCGAUCACUGGCAGCUGAUGACGCACGCGAGCAGGAACUGGAUCAGGUGGGAGCACAGUCAUGUGUGUGCGUGCUGCUUCCACUGCUCGCCGUUCCCUUACCCCAUCCUCCCCUCCUGUCACUCAACCACGCCUCUCACCCCUUGCCCCCUCCCCAUUCCAUUCUGCACUUCCGCAGCACCCAAAACCCUUUCCCUGCUCUUUCCCGCUUUCUCUUGACUGCAGGUCCGCCUUCUCCCUCCCGACAAGCCAGCAGUCACACUGAGAUCAGCCUUUGUUUUUCCAAGACCUGGGCCUGCAGGUGCAACGCAAAAGCCCCCCCUCUGGCCCCGCCCUAUCACCGCCUCUCCCCUCCGUCCUGCACUUCCAUACCACCUCAAAUUCCUCUCCCCGGUUUUUCCCCUCUUCUCCCUCCACUGCAGGUCCGUCCUCUCCCCCCCGGCAAGCCAGCAGUCACACGGAGCGCAGCCUUUGUCUUUGAAGAUCUGGGCCUGCAGGUGCAGCGCAAAGGGCCCCCGUCCGGCCCCGCUCCUCCCCACUCCAUGCCGCCGCCCUCCGCCUCAAACCCUAACCUGCCCGGAAAUUUUCCUCCCGGGCAGCCGCCAAUGUGGGGCAGCAGCAUGAGCACGGGCGGUGUUAAUGGCCCGCCAACCCCGUCAAGUAAGAUGCUGCUGGGGCCAGGGGCACGGUCGCAUCGAGGCAUGCGAUUGCUGUCUGAGGAUGUACCUGAAAUGAGGCAGAGAGGCGGGCCGGGAGGCAGGAGGCCGGGUGGUGGAGGGGAGUAUGACGGAGGGAGAGAGGUCCGGGCGCCGUCACCUGAUGAGAGUCGGCUGAGUGAGAGGAUGAGGAGGCAAGGGUUAGGAGAGGGAGGGGCGGGAGGGGGGGCGAGGGGCGGAGGUGUGAGCGGGGGUGGGGAUCGGCAGGGGCAUAGGUAUUCUGGGUCGACUAUGAGCAAUGCCAGCAGCGCUGUUGGGGGCGGUGGGGCGGGUGGGAGCACCAGUGGCUCUGCGCGUAAACCAGGCAAGGAUCAGCAGCAGCAGCAGCAGAGCUCGAGAGCAGAAAAGAGGCAGCCUCCAACGCCACAGCAACAGGCUGAGCAGAGGGAGAGAAUUAUGAAGAAGUUAGCAGGGGGCCAGCCACAGCCGCAACCACAGGCACCGGUGGAGCAAGAGCCGGGCGGCGAGAAGAUGAAGAGGACAAGCACAGGCGGUAGAAGAUGA